AUGGCGAGCUCACCCCCGGCCUCACCGGGAGGAAUCCAAAGGCCAAUGAGUGCCAUCGCUGCCAGAGCCCAACCAAGAAGCACCAGCAGAUUGAGCAUGUCAAGUAAGGCAGGAGGUGGAAGCAGAGCCUCGGAUGAGGACAGCCGGACGGCUGUCAAAGUCGUCGUUCGAGUGCGGCCACCGUUGAAGCCAGAGGACCCUGGCUAUGAUCUUAUUCCCCAGCGAUUCCAGAAGCCCAUGGUUCAUACGACUUCUGACACCAGCCUUGCUAUCGAUUCACCUCAAGGUCGCAAACUAUUUGUCUUUGACCGGGUUUUUAAUCCUGAUGUGACGCAAGAGGGUAUUUGGGAUUACGUUUCCGACUGUAUCAACUCGUUUAUCCAAGGAUACAACGUAUCUCUGAUGGCUUAUGGACAGUCAGGCGCUGGUAAAUCAUACACUAUGGGAACAUCCGGACCUGGCGAACAAUAUGAUCAAGAAUUAAUGGGUGUUAUUCCCAGAGCCGCAACUGCUCUUUUCGAGAAGCUUGAGGUCGCCCCAAAAUCUACUGCCAAAGCGAAUCGCAGUUCCCUUUCGCAUCUCCGAAGCCCUCGAGGAUACAGUCAACAGAAUGCGCUUGGUGACCGCGAGUGGUCGCUGAAAGCAACAUAUGUCGAAAUUUACAACGAAACACUGCGCGAUCUUCUCGUACCCGAUACAACGCCAUUGAACGAGCGCGUAAAUGUCGCCAUUCGCGAGGAUACCAAAGGUAACAUCAUCCUGACUGGCCUUCGACAAGUUGAGAUCAACUCAGCGGACGAUCUUAUGAAUGCUCUCAACUUUGGAUCCUCUAUUCGCCAGACCGACGCCACUGCUAUUAAUGCCAAGUCAUCGCGAUCCCAUGCGGUCUUUUCGCUCAACCUCGUUCAGCGCAAGAGCAAAGCUGGCUCAGGACAGGCCUCCGACAAGCGGCACUCCAUGCCAGCCGAGGGGCUUUCUGGCCAGGACGUUUCUGUCACGACUGAUAGCAAACUUCACUUUGUUGAUUUGGCUGGAAGCGAAAGGCUCAAGAACACAGGUGCUCAAGGUGAUCGUGCUAAAGAGGGUAUCUCCAUCAACGCUGGACUUGCCGCUCUUGAUUCUCUUGGCGGCAAUGCCAUUACCUACAUGAUUGCUUGUGUUACGCCCGCAGAGUUUCACCUGAGCGAAACGCUAAACACAGUUCAAUAUGCUCAACGUGCUAGAGCGAUUCAGUCCAAGCCGCGCAUUCAGCAAACGGAAGAGGGCGACAGCAAGGCUAUUAUCGACCGUCUCAAAGCUGAGGUCGCUUUCUUACGCGAGCAGAUCCGCAGUGCCGAGAAUGGUGGAAGCCCCCGGCGCAAUGCACCACUAACUAACGAGCGAUCCGAUCGCCAGAACGAGCGUGAGGCGGAACUCCAGAACCAGCUUCUAGAUACCCAAGAAAGCUACACCGCUCUUAGCCAGCGUCACGCACGACUUAUUGCCGAGCUUGCUCGUGCUCGCGAGAACGAAUCAGGUGCAAACCAGCUGGACGAACUUUCAGGUGACACCGCGGAUGACCGUAUCAAUCGAUCAAAUUCUUUUGCGCAAGCGGUCGAACAGGUUGUCAUGGAAUACGAGAAGACUAUCCAAUCUCUCGAACAGUCUCUUUCCAGUACUCGCGGCACAUUGUCAAAUGUCGAAACUAACCUUCUCGAGAAGGAGACAAAAUGUGCGUAUGUCGAAACCAUCAACAAUCAGCUUCAGACCCGUCUGCAGAAGCUUGUUGAUCGCGAGAACAAUACCGAGAACUACCUUCACGAUCUCGAGGCCAAGCUCGAUGGUCAUACCAGCGGCGAAGAGAAGAAUGCAACUAUCAUCAUGGAGCUUCGUAAGGAGAUUUCCCGUGUUCGAGAGAAUGAGGCGUCGUGCGAAGACUAUAUUUCAACUCUGGAGGAACGUCUGGCCGAGGCUGACCAAGAUGCCGAGCUGAUGCAACGCGAGAUCGAUCGACUUGAGCAGGUGGUUGAGCGACAAAGAAGUUUGGGCAAACUCGACUCCCUCCUUUACGAGCUUGACCAAAUCCAAGAUGGCAAGGAGCCUGGACCUGAGAACGGGAUCGAAAAACAUGCCGAAUCGGCCAAUGGUAUUGCGGCUCGUCGUGCUACUGCUGAGCAUUCUCGAAACCUUUCACAUGUCAGCCGCCAUAGCCAAAUGGAAGAUCCUAUCCCUGAAGGCGAUGAGGAACAAGACCACGCUCGCACUAGGAUUGGCACCGUCAAGGAGGUGGACGAAGAUUCUCUACGACUUGAGAAACCCGCAGAACAUGAGCCUCCUCCAAGCCCAGCCCAGUCCAAGUUUGUUGCUGACAAGCUUGAGAAUAUGACACAGGAGCUCUUUGACUUGCGUGUAGAGCACGAGUCGACUCUCAACGACUACGACUCUCUUCACGAUAAAUAUGAGUCAGCUAUGCGCAGGCUUGCCGAGAUGCAGGACGCUAUUGACGAAGCCCGUCACUCACAAGCACAGCGUCAAUCCGUAAUCUCUGUUGCUACACCUACACGUAGCACUCGCCCUGAGUCUUUCUUGUCCGACACGAGGACAAACGAUUUGAAGACCGGACCUCGAUCUUCGUUCACCAGAUCACUUUCCUCAGAGCUUUCAUCUGCGAUGGACUCGCCUGCUACUGCUGCGUCAUCAAACGGCGAUAUGCUUUCUGACGAUGAAACCGCUACCACUAAGCCUGCAGCGGCCUCGACAGAGAAUCUGCCUAAUGACGAGAGCGUCGAGCUUGCUGCUGAACUCGAGCGACUGAAGUUCAUGGCACAGGAGCGCGAAGCUGCUGAGCAAGAACUGGCUGAAAGAUAUGCCCAGCUCGAGUCCAAGCACAACGAGACCCUUGAUAUCGUCGAGGAGCUCAAGACUGACCUAUCUCGGGCCCGUGUCAUGGAAGCCACCUCGCCUCGUUCUAGCACUCCUGUUAUUCGACGCAAGUCAAGCCAGAACCUGCUUGUCGUGGACCGUGCCCAGCGAUCAUUUUCGUCAUUGCGCAACAUUGCUGCUGAGAACUUUGGAACUCACCCCGAGGCUAUGCAAAGCUUUGAGAUCAACCUGAACGCCGCUAUACAUGAACUCCAUGUCAGGAGUGAGCGAAUCCAGGAGCUUGAAGCAGACGUUACGGCCGCCAAGAAGGAGAUGGAAACUAAGAUGACCAUCAUCUCGGGAUUGACAAGAGAACGUUCCAGUCUGAAGGCUAGUCCUGUGGAGAUGACCAUGGUUGCCACACUUCGAGAUCAGCUCGAGCAAAAUGAGAGGCAGCUCACCGAGACCAGAAACGCGCAUAUGGCUCGUGAACAAGCACUCACAACUGAACUUGAGGCUUUGCGCCUAGCACUUGGCACCAAGUCUAGCACUCUAGAGCCUAACAACUUUGACGCCAGGUACGAGCAGCGCGUCGCCGAGCUCCAGACCGAAGUUGCAACUUGGGAGAAGAAGCACAAGGAAGCCCUUGAUUCUAUGGAAAACACCGAGUACCAAAUGCGAGGCACAAUCGGACAGCUCGAGGCCCAGGUGGCAUCGAACCAUGCUCAACUUUCGUCAUCGCGAUCUCAGUCAAAUGACGACAACGAUGAGCCGACCAAGGAGGCUGAACAGCGACAACAAAAUCUCAUCGGCUUUCUGCGCCAUGAGAUUGAUGAGUACAAGGCCAUCAUUAACAGCAACGCCGCCAAGGUUGCCGAACUGGAGCAGGCUCAUGCUGCGGCUCGCGCUGAGUUGGACGAACUCCAUAAGGCCCACGAGGCAGUCAAGCAAGACAACGGUCGCCAACUGCAACUUCUCGCCAAUCUCCAGAAGCAGAUCGCUGCCCAUGAUGAGACUUCGCAGACUAACCAGUCAAGCCUCGAUGAGCUGAAGGUUCAGCACUCUAAGGCACUGGCUGACCUGAAGACCACCGAGCAGAAGGGCUAUGAAGAGCAGGUUGAGGUUUUAUUGUCUGAGCACGCCGAGAGUGCCCUUAGACUGGAGACAGAACUUGCUGAGGCAAGGGAUGAGCUUCACAGCGUGUCUACCCACGUUGCUAGUGCUCUGGGUCUGGAUGCUAAUGUUGACAAGCUGGCAGAGCGCAUCGAUGAGCUCGCAGCUAGCAAAAAGGCUCUUGAUGUUGAGCAAGCUAAGCGAAGCGAAAUUGAGUCAUCAGUCGCUGAGCUUACAAGUAUCAAUGAGCAGAUCAUGAAAGACUUUGAAGAUGCCAAGACUGUUUUGGCCGACAUGCUCGACGGAGGUGCUGCUUCUGGCCCAUUGGUUGAACAGAUCAGACUCGCCAAGAAGAGAAUGACAGAUCUUGACGAUCGAAGCAAGAAGAACAGUCGAUUGGUGGAGGAGCUGGAGGAACAACUCCAGAAUAACUUUGACGAAGUCCAGAUCACUAACAAUCGUCUGAGCACUCUUCAGACAGAGCGUAACAACAGGUUGGAUGAGGCCAAUGCAGCUACUGCACGCCUGACAGCCGAAUUGGAGACUCUGAAGCAGGAUUAUGCAGCUCUUCAGAACAAGAUGGAUGAAGUGGCAGCUGGCAUCCAACGAUCAAACUCCAACUCAACCAUUCGCAAGAGUGCAUCGCAUGUUUCUCUGCCAUCACCCCCACCGGCAAUCCCACUUCCUCCCCUGCCAAACGGUGCUCAAUCUCCCGUCAACGGCGCUCCCGGUUCUCCCACCGCUGGACGUCCAAUGAGCAAAGACAACAUCAACAUCUCUCAAAUCACCGAAGAUCAGGAGGCCCGCAUCCGAACUAUUGAGAAGCACCUCACUGCAGAGCGUCAACUUACUCAGACCCUUGAGGAGGCACUCACCGACUUGGAGAGGCAGACAAAACAAGUUAAGGCUGAUUGUGAUGCCUGGAAGAAGCGUGCUGGUGAGCUAGAAGCAGAGGUUAAGGAGCUCAAGGAUCGCCCACCUCCUGAGCCAGUUCAAGACAAUCGUUGGAGUCUUCAAGCCGUCGAGGAGGAGCGUAAGAAGCGACAGGCGGCCGAAGCUGCUCGACGCCAAUUGGAGGAGCGUAUGAACGCCAUCAACAAGGGCAAGAAGAAGAAGGGAAGCCUGAACUGCUUCUAA
Messenger RNA from Fusarium graminearum PH-1, 5091 nucleotides. RefSeq lists its product as uncharacterized. Gene Ontology annotation, biological process: microtubule-based movement. NCBI's taxonomy places the organism in Eukaryota, Fungi, Ascomycota, Sordariomycetes, Hypocreales, Nectriaceae. The record is from RefSeq and is a predicted model, not a curated record. Gene Ontology annotation, molecular function: microtubule motor activity; microtubule binding; ATP binding. The transcript is spliced from 5 exons. Bases 1 to 5091 code for a protein of 1696 amino acids.